Molecule: messenger RNA, 576 nt
Organism: Neoarthrinium moseri
Lineage: Eukaryota; Fungi; Ascomycota; Sordariomycetes; Amphisphaeriales; Apiosporaceae
Exons: 3
Coding region: 1-576 (191 amino acids)
Biological process (GO): small GTPase-mediated signal transduction
Molecular function (GO): GTP binding; GTPase activity
Source: RefSeq, a predicted model, not a curated record
AUGGAGCCGUUGCCCAUCAAGAUUCUGCUGUUGGGGGAUGCCAACGUGGGCAAAUCGACGUUCUUGGCUCGCAUGAGCAAAGGAAGCAGCGCCUUGGAGGGGAAGGUCGAAAUCGCCUUCCUACGUGACACCGACCAGCCUUUUAUAUUUGAGGUGAAGAAUCGGAAAGGCGGUUAUCGUCUAGAGUUUUACGACACAGAGAGCCCUGAGAAUUGGCGACUUCUUGAGCCGGACUUGAUCAUUAUUUGCUAUGAUAUCAGCCAGAGGCUAAGUCUGAUCAAUAUGCAAAGAGUUUGGAUAAAGGAGGUUCGCUCAACGUUUCAGUCCGAAGCUAUACUGCCCAUCCUUGUGCUGGGUCUCAAAAGAGACCUCAGGUCGGAGGAUGACCCAAACGGCAUCAUCUACCCGCAGGAAGCUAUGAGGGUAUCUCAAGAGAUGAGAGCGGAUAAAUACGCCGAAUGCUCUGCCGUCACUGGCGAGCUUUUCAAGCUGGCCUUCGAGGAGAUAUUUAACACAGCCGUGCAGACGACCACAGCCAAGGGCGGCCAGAGUGACGGCGGCUGUGUGGCGAUGUGA